Molecule: messenger RNA, 1241 nt
Organism: Colossoma macropomum (tambaqui)
Lineage: Eukaryota; Metazoa; Chordata; Actinopteri; Characiformes; Serrasalmidae
Product: transmembrane O-methyltransferase homolog
Exons: 4
Coding region: 293-1063 (256 amino acids)
Biological process (GO): developmental process; catecholamine catabolic process; dopamine metabolic process
Molecular function (GO): catechol O-methyltransferase activity
Source: RefSeq, a predicted model, not a curated record
UCAAACUGGUUUCGCUAGCUUCUUCUGCUGUCUAGACAGAGUCGGCCCGUUUCUACGUGACCCGUUUUAGCCUAGUAAGGUGAAUAACAGCAGAUAAAGCCACGUCAUGUCGUCAAAAACAGGUGAAGUGGACAGCUCGCUGACAGGUGUGUGUGACAGCUGCUCCUUUGUCUUUAGCUGAAGGCGAACACAGCCCGCUGUCUCUCUCUCUCACUCUCCGCUGUGCUCCUCUGACUGACUGACUGACUCUGACUCUGAUUCUCCUCCUCUACGGUGUUUUACGGUCUAAAAAAUGGUGUCGCUGCUGCUGAUCUCACUCCCUCUGCUCCCCAUUGUCGUCAUGGCUACCACACUUUGCCACUCACGGCUGCUGGCUCUUUGUCACCGUGUGUGCGCCAGGGUGCUGAGGUUCUUUCGCGGGAGGGUGUGUGUGAGCAGCACACAUGCCUACGUCUUCUCAGAGUGUACCCACGGUCAGGCUGCCAGCGUGCUGGACACGUUCGACCUGUAUGCCAAGACGCACGCCUCAUUCAGCAUCGGGCCCGAAAAAGGUGAGUUUGUGGAGGAGGUGGUGAGGCGUGAGGCUCCUCUCAGGGUUUUGGAGUUGGGCAUGCACUGCGGCUACACCUCCGUCAGAAUACUGCGCCAGCUGCCCACAUCCGGCAGGCUGCUGACUGUAGAGCUGGACCCCCUCACUGCUGAGAAGGGAGAGGAGAUCAUACUGGUCGCCGGUUUCAAAAGUCCACAGUUCCAGGUACUGACCUGCUCCUCAGCUGCAGCGAUCUCAAACUUGGCGUCUCACCUUGGCGAGAGCUGUUUAGACUUGGUUGUCAUGGACCACGACCCUGAACAGUACCUUCCAGACCUCCUGGCCCUGCAGAGAGGACAGCUUAUGUCCCCCCGCUGCGUCCUCCUCCUCAAUGGGACACUGCAACCUGGAGCUCAGGCCUUGCUGGAGUACGUCGCUGCCAGGCCUCAGCACUACAGUGUAGGCCAGCAAAUUAAAGACAUGGUGGAGAUCCACUAUAACAUAUCCACAUAUUUCCAGAGAGAGGAGAGAUAGCACUAUGGGUAGUGAUGUCAAGGUUUUAGAUUUGGAAUAUACUGGGAAAAUUUAUAUCACCGCUCAUCAAAAUCUUGUAACUCCAUUUUUAUGUUGUUUUUUUAUAGCCUUUGAAAAUGUCAGAUGCCAUUUAAACUGUGUAAACAUUUCAUCACGAAUGGAACCAACAGAAAUGGUC